This is a messenger RNA of Colletotrichum destructivum, 700 nucleotides long. Its product is annotated as Putative CENP-V/GFA domain, Mss4-like superfamily protein. Gene Ontology annotation, molecular function: carbon-sulfur lyase activity. The record is from RefSeq and is a predicted model, not a curated record. The transcript is spliced from 5 exons. NCBI's taxonomy places the organism in Eukaryota, Fungi, Ascomycota, Sordariomycetes, Glomerellales, Glomerellaceae. The coding region runs from base 109 to 477 and encodes 122 amino acids.
ACUCUUUUCGCUUCCACACACCUUUUCUGUCGGCAAAUUCAUCUGCCUCUUGACGCUUCAUAACCAGCUAUUGUGAAGUCCGUUAUCAAUCCCAUCCCAUCGUUCACUAUGGCGCCCUACCAAGGACACUGCAACUGCGGUUCGAUCAAGGUUACUAUUAGUAACAAGCCCGAGAGCAUCAUCGUCUGCCAUUGCGCAAACUGCAAGCGUGCUGGUGGUCCCUUCUCCAUGAACUUCCUCGUCGACGACGGCCAGUGGAAGGUUGAGGAUAGCCAGAACACCCUGACCGAGUAUCUGGACAACAACACCGAUUCCGGGAACCCUGUGCAUCGGUUCUUCUGUCGGAAUUGCGGCAGCCCGGUCAAGACCACGGCAAAGCCAUUCCCGGGCCAAGCUCUGGUCAAGGCGUCUCUUUUCGAUGACAUCCCCACCAAGAGGAGCGAAGUGUUUGGCCAGAAGGCGUUGAGCUGGGCAUAAAAAUCACGACGGUGGAGUUUGGUGUUCUACAGGCCCAAAAGGUUUUGCACGGGCGGUUUCUUGAGAUUGGGCGGUGAUGUUGUUUGAGGGAAAGCCGAGUCUCCAUUAUAGAAUUCUCAAGUCUUCAAAACCAGAGGCAGCAAGUCCGAAGGGUCUCAAAGCAGAUGUGCUUGUGAUGAAUUUCCUUUCCCGACUGGCACCGGAUGGCCUAAAAUGCAUAUAC